This is a messenger RNA of Serinus canaria (Common canary), 4675 nucleotides long. It is a transcript of the gene LRRC39, whose product is annotated as leucine rich repeat containing 39. The coding region runs from base 3450 to 4469 and encodes 339 amino acids. The transcript has 8 exons. NCBI's taxonomy places the organism in Eukaryota, Metazoa, Chordata, Aves, Passeriformes, Fringillidae. Gene Ontology annotation, molecular function: protein binding. The record is from RefSeq and is a predicted model, not a curated record.
ACAACACUGAUUGGUAAAUAUCAAGGCCUUAAUACUCUCUAGAAUAUCCUAUAUUUUUAAAGGCUGAAAGUAAUUUCAGCCCUUAAUGCUUUCCAGUUAUUUUUGAUUCUUAUAGAAAACAUCUGUCUGUUAAAACGAAAUGGGAAAGAAAGAGGAAGCAAAAUAAAAAAAGAAGGAUCUUGUUUUAUUAUUCUGUCAUUAGGUAAGCCUGACAGUAAGCUGAUCAUGAUCUUGCAUUCUGUUAUUGAUAUUCAGAUACUAGAAUCUGAUAGAUUAAUCAGAUUCAACAAAGAAUGGAUAUCAAAAAAUACUGUGAGAUAAGGACUUCUUAAACUCAGACAUGAAUAGGUUCAAGUUAAUGGCUUUAGAACAGAAAACUUAUGUGGCUUUAAGGUAGAAUAAACAGAUCAUGAGGAUUGCACUGCUGAUGUAAUGAGUGAUAUGAAGAAAACUGUUGGAUAUAAAUACCUUCUAAACACAUAAGUUUCACACAGACAUGAGAAAAGACAGUUACAUCGCCUUAAAAAUGAAUUUGUAAUGCACAAAAUGGACAUUUUCUCCUUUUUUUAGAUAUAUCAAAACCAGGAGCAUUCUUCAAAAUUGUAGACCAAAGCUGUCUAUUGCAUUUAGCUGUGAAGAUGUGAGACAGGCUACCAGAGGUAGAAUCCCUGCUAUCCAUGAUACUGAGACUGAAUAAGAGAAAAGCUGGUAAUGUAUGGAGUGUGGCGCAUCCAUGUAAGGUGCUAUUAAUAUUUCUAUUGUGGUAUAAGGGUCUUUUAUAUAAGUCAUUUCUUGCAAAGUUUGACUGUUAUAUCAUGCUUAUCACCCAUUUCAUUUUUAUCAGAUUUAUUUAUUCCUAAUAAAAAAUGUAAAGCCACAAAAUAUUGUUUUUAUUUGUGAAUUUUAUGCAGGCAAUCCUGUACAGGAGACUCAAGCUCUUUUGUCUUACCUUAAAGAAUAUACUGUGCUCAAGACUACCAGAAGAACACAGCCUAAUGUCUACUUUCCUAGAAGUAUACUGUUGUGGUAAGGGCUUAGUCUGAAUGCUUAGGAUAUUUUUUAAUCUGAUGAUCACUGCAAAUAAAUUGAGGAAGUAGAAGUGUAUGAAAGAAAGCAAUAAAAUUACUUUGAAAUACUUAAGACAGGAUAAUUUUACUUACACAAGAAGAAGAUUGAAAGCUAAAGUACUUAGUGUCUUUUUAAGUAGGUUAUGGUAUUCAAGUAUUUAGUUUGUGGACUGGAGAGGGUUGGGUUUUUUGUUAUAAAGUUUUGUGUGAUAGAGUUAUAACCAAAUUAAUGAUACUUCUAAAAUUUCAUCUUUACUUUUUAUAUUCCAGCUCAAUCGGUUAGAACUAUCCAGUUUUAUGGCUUCUGCCUCAAAUAGUGACCUUGUAGUGAUUGUUGUCUCUCUUCCCAUUUGAUUGAAGUAAAAGAUUCUGACAGACUUGUUCUCCUUUUAUCUUCUCCAACGGCUAUUUGAAGAAAUAGAAUGCUAAAUAUUUUUCAUUAUUGGAACCAAGAAAAGGGGGAGUAAUAACCCCUCUUCACAUCCUGGUAAAGAUUACUUUUCUGUCUGGACUUUGAAAAUUUGCAAGAAAAUUCUUCAGCAAGAGAAUUCUUCAGCAUUGGCAAAAGUAAUCAGUAAAAUACGUAGUGGUGUAACACCGUUUCUCAUCUGUUUAGUCAGUGUUGCUGUUUAAUAGUAUUUUGAAGGUCAGUUAACUUGCAGAGAAACAUUACUAAACAAAGCAGUCAUUUUCGAUUCAAUACUGGCUUUUUUUAUUUCUAACUGUCAUUUUUGAUUUAAAACAAACUUAUUGUGCAGCAUAACAAUAUUCCUUUGUUCUUUUUGGUUCACAGUUUUAAUGGCAGUCCAGUUUAGGAGAGCCCAAUCACACUCAGCAAACGGGGAAGACUUCAACAGUGGUAAAUGCUUGGGGGGGGGGGUUGUAAAAGUGCCUCAUGUGAUGCCUUCUAUUCUCAGCAUAGGUUAAAAUUAGAACUAGACUGACAUUGCAUUGGAGUCUGAGUGAGAGUUUUAAAUGGCUUUGGUAAUGCAGACAAGAUUCAUAAUUUAUCUCCGCUCUUGUCCAGAAAGCAAUGAGUCACAGAAAAUCCUUGAAAACACCAAAUAAUUAAGGUAAGUUGUUGUUAAACUCUUUCUGAUGCUUGGAGGUAAAGUUGUUAGGAGAUCUGAUUACUUGGGAGUGAAAUUGCAGUUGUUUUACAGUCAUGCUUGGGAAUUCACUUCUGUAUUGUUGGCUGUGAUGGCAAGAUUAUUAUGGUUUUUAUUUUCUUGAUGAAUAAUAAAAUCUAAGAACAAGACUUUUUUGAUGGAAUCCUGUUAUAUAAUGAAAUCAUCCUGAAAAUAGUCAUAUACUUAGGUCCUUUGAUAUUUCAUGGUUCCAAGGCAGUAUUUGUUGAAUGAUAUGCAAAAGAGAGUUGCCCAGAGUAAGUUUUACUAGAAAUAGGUAUUGAUUUGACUGUGUAGUACGAUACUGCGUUUGGUAGUACAACUCUUAGCAAAUAUCUCUUUUCUGCACAAUUUAUAUAAAAAGAUUUCUAGUUUUCUACCUAAAAGGGCUUGUAGUUCAAAAAAUGUCUCUAAACAACAAGAAAUGAUAAAUUAGUUAAUCACUUGAUCUCAGUAGAAAUUUAAUCUUGAAAAAAUCAGGCAAUUUGAAUUGUAGCCACUGACUGGAGCAAAAACCUUCAUGCAUACAUAGCAUUUCUAUUGCAUGUUGAGAUGGGGACUGGGAAGGGUAGUUACUCUGAUGACCACUGAAAGAGAAGCUAAUCCUUCAAACUAGUAAAUGUGAUCACAUUUAUGUGGGGGAAAGGAAAAGUAUACAGUCCUCUCUUUAUAGGAAAAAAUCCAAUCCCUCUGUAGGAACCCAAAGGCUAGACUGCACUGCCAUGCUGGGGUUGCCAUUUGUGUCACUUGUCAAAUCCUGCCAUUUUUCCUUGACAAACAGAGAACACAUAAAAAUCAUAAAUAUUAGUGUAUUAGACCAGAUGCUUGUAUUCAAGCUUUAUAAUUUGAUUUCUUGCUGUCUUUACAACAGGAAGCAAUCCUGACAUUUUACAUUUUGUUUGUCUACACAUUUGAACUUAAUUUCAGACUUUACAAAUAAUUAGGUUAACUAAAGACAUAGUAAACAUAAAAUAGAAUGACUGCCAGUUUGAACACAAAAAUGGUUACUAAGCAAUUGUGGUUAAACCACAAUUGAACUAGGUGCAAUUAUCUCUAUUUUUAUACAGAAAAAAACCCAGUUGAUAAAAUCUUGUCAGUUCUUUAUAUUAACUCAUUUGACAACAUAAUGAAGUGGUUAUUGCAGUAUUUUUGUUUUCAUGUCACUGUCCCCAUCUGGUAACCCAUACCUGAAGCCGUGCAUUGAGCCUGAAAUUCAGUCAGAUUCCUGCAAGCAAAUCUGAACAUGUAAAGGAUCAUGGCUGAAACUGCAGUUUGCCUGGGAACAUUCUCUGCUGUGAAGACACUCUGGGAAGUGAGAAUACACAAGAUAAAUGAAGAAUUACAGAGAGAAAAGGAAUUCAGGCAGAGGUCUGCAGGAAGGCUACUGCUUGUCUGGGAGGAGAGAGCUGCUUUAGCAAAGCUUAAAGAAAAAGUUAUUAAUGAAGGUGGAAGAGCAAUUUUAAGGAUAGAGGAAGAAGAAUGGAAGACAUUACCUUCGUGCUUAUUGAAAUUAAUCCAUCUCCAGGAAUGGCAGCUUCACAGAACUAGUUUGCAGAAAAUUCCUCAGUUUAUUGGAAGAUUUCACAGCCUUGUUGUUCUGGAUCUAUCCCGGAACUCAAUUGAAAGUGUACCUAAAGAAAUUGGCCAGCUGACCAGCCUCCAAGAGCUGCUUCUCAGUUACAACAGAAUAAAAUCUGUUCCUAAGGAAAUAAGUAACUGCAUCAGUCUGGAAAGACUGGAACUGGCUGUCAACAGAAGUAUCUGUGAUCUUCCCCCUCAGCUCAGUGAUUUAAAGAAGCUGUCACACAUAGAUUUGUGCAUGAAUCAGUUUACUGCCAUCCCUUCAGCUCUCCUCAACAUGCCAAAUCUAGAAUGGUUAGAUAUGGGGGGAAACAAACUCCAGGAACUUCCUGAUGCAAUUGACAGAAUGGAAAACCUCCACACUUUAUGGCUCCAAAGGAAUGAAAUAAACUCUUUGCCAGAAACCAUUGGUAAUAUGAAAAAUCUUAGUACUCUUGUUCUUAGCAACAACAAGCUUAAAGAUAUUCCAGCUUGUAUGAAGGACAUGACAAAUCUGAGAUUUGUCAACUUCAGAGACAACCCACUGGAGCUAGAGGUAACACUCCCUCCGUGUGAGAACACAGAUGAGGAGGAGCAGCAGGAAAUGUUUGGCAUUGACUUCAUGCACUUGUAUAUCCAGGAAUCACUCAAGAAAACAGGAAAUGUGGAAAGUUGUACUUCUGGUUCUCCUCCUGUCAUGAAUCCUAAUGAAUAAAGAAUGUAACUGAAUGGAAGAAAAGAUCAAGUACACUUCUUCACAGCAAAGAGGCUACAACAGGUUUCAAGUAUUCCUAGGGAUUUUAUUUUUCCACUGAUGAGAACUGGUUUGCAUAUUAGCAAUUCCCAGUGAAACUGGAAAAUAUAAGACCUUUUCUUGGGUACAGCAAAGAUGAGAAAGGUUGUUUUUUUUUUUUUUUUAUU